AUGUCUAGUAGCAUUGCGUAUUUGACAUCGAGGGCAAACUUCAUGCAAGUCAGUGAGGAUGUACCGGUCACGAAAGCCAGAAAUCCGGAGAAAGUCGACUCUCCGGAUGUCUUCGAAGAGAAUAAAAAAGAGCUGGUCACGGAUUUGCUAGUGAAGGCGAAACAGGUCGAGUAUUUGAUAAACUCGCUUCCAGAGCCGGAGUCUGAGGAAGCUCAGGCGAUGCGCUUGCAGGACCUCGAACGUCAGAUGACCGAAGCUGACGACGACUACGUACGGGCCGUAAAUCGCGCAAAAAACUUGCACCGACGGAUAUCGGAAGUGUUGCGAGACAUGCUCGACGAGCCAGACGGACUGGAUAAUCCAGGGUAAAUCGCUUUUUUCGGGCCAGUCUAACGACCAGCGGAGCUGCGCGCGAAGUACUGUUUGUUUGGGCCACGCAUGUAUAUAGACAGGUCAAGACUGGCAUAUGUAUAGCACCGACACUUGAUAUUUGUGGCAUUAUAGAUAUUGCCGUCAAGCAUUUCAGCGUUCAUACAUGGGCCGUGAAUGGUUAGCUUAAGCAGAUUGUCGCCUCAACGUCACUUCAAUUCGUAUAUACACACUCUAGCACUUAAGGCGCUCCGCUUUCGCUAUAUGACCGGGGUACCCCGCAUAGAAAGCAUAAGGUACCACCGGAUUUCUUGGAAG
Phanerochaete carnosa HHB-10118-sp is the source of this 687-nucleotide messenger RNA. RefSeq lists its product as uncharacterized. Gene Ontology annotation, biological process: regulation of transcription by RNA polymerase II. Lineage: Eukaryota; Fungi; Basidiomycota; Agaricomycetes; Polyporales; Phanerochaetaceae. The record is from RefSeq and is a predicted model, not a curated record. Gene Ontology annotation, molecular function: transcription coregulator activity. The transcript has 6 exons. Gene Ontology annotation, cellular component: mediator complex. Bases 1 to 369 code for a protein of 122 amino acids.